Cyphellophora attinorum is the source of this 702-nucleotide messenger RNA. RefSeq lists its product as uncharacterized. NCBI's taxonomy places the organism in Eukaryota, Fungi, Ascomycota, Eurotiomycetes, Chaetothyriales, Cyphellophoraceae. The record is from RefSeq and is a predicted model, not a curated record. Gene Ontology annotation, cellular component: mitochondrion. The transcript has a single exon. The coding region runs from base 1 to 702 and encodes 233 amino acids.
AUGUCGUGGUUCACUUCUUUCUUUGCCCCGAACGACAGCAAGUAUGUCAACAAGAGCAGCACACCUCCCACAGCUCCGUCAACAACAGGGAAGCGACUACUAGAAGAGGCGCCGCCGACCGUUGUGUCAGAUUCUACGAAUACAUCGAGAACGCCAACACAAGUACCACCAUCGAGAACGCCCUCAACACCACCCACUGUAUCCCCAUUAGAAGACUACAGGGCCACAACCCGGCCCGACCGCCGCUCGCGCAACGUCAUGCUCUUCUCAGGCGGCGCCAUCUUCUUCGCCUUCUCCCUCAUAAUCACACGCCGUGCGCUUGCCCGCAGGCGGCUGGCCUCGAUGCCAGGGUACUACAGCAACAUGCACACACAUAUUGAAAACCAGUCCAAGACCUUGAUGGGCCAGAAAGAGGCGCUCGAGGCUCUAAAUCUAGCCACGAUAAAUGUGCUAAGUCUGGCUAUGAUGGGGACAGGCGCGACGUUAUGGGCGCUGGACAUCAAUAGCCGGGAAGAUCUGAGGAGGAGGAUAAGAGGCAGUAUGGUCAUCAAGGACGACGGGAAAGGAGACGGAGAGGUUGAAGCGUGGCUAGAGCGGAAUUUCGGGCGGAAGGAAGACGAGACGGGUAAGCGGGAGGAGGUGGAAGGGAAGCGAAUACUAGAAGAGCGGGAAACGGAGAUGAAGACGGGAGAGAAGCGGUGA